AUGAGUGGGCCUAGUAGGUUAGUAUUAGGAGCUCAACACACUCUGAAGGACAUUGAGAACAUCUUCUCCGGUGGCGUAUGGCCGAAAUUAGCAUCAUGGUCUCCGGAAGACUCGCUUCCUCUCCUCCUUAGCGAUCUUCCCACGAACGGGCAGUACAAGUCGAUAUUCCCUCAAGUGUCGGCCCGCAUGAUGCCCAUAAGCCACGGCAAUCGCGACGCGUCCGAGACCUACGAGUCGGUCGCAUACUUCAUCCGGCACGAUUCCACAGCUCGCGAGUUCCUAUUUUUUGGUGAUGUUGAGCCUGAUAGCGUUUCCUCGAAGCCGCAAAACGGGAGCGUCUGGCGAGCAGCCGCGGAGAAAAUCCCUCAUGUCCUGGAUACAGUUUUUAUAGAAUGCUCGUGGCCAUCGGGGAGGAACGAUGACCAGCUAUAUGGUCAUCUCAGUCCAGAGCAUCUGUCCAUAGAGCUUACUACUCUGGCUACAGAGGUCAUCAAGUUCCGAACGCGGACAGAGACGAAGAGCGAUUUUGGUUCUGAUGAUGAAGCUACUCGCUCGCGGAAGAGACAGAGACGAGAAUCUAUUUCUCCUGUUUCUCUGCGAGGAGCGUUAUCCGGAUUGCGCGUAUUUGUCAUCCACUGUAAGGACGACCUGCAGAACAAACAGGACGGCCUUAUCCGUCAAACCAUUGCUGCAGAAGUUAGAUCGUUGGUGGAGGCGCAAGAUCUCGGGCUUGAGGUUAUUGCUGUUGAGCCGGGAAUACGUAUAUGUAUGUGUACAAGCCACAUUUCCAGUAUCUGA
Molecule: messenger RNA, 798 nt
Organism: Fibroporia radiculosa
Lineage: Eukaryota; Fungi; Basidiomycota; Agaricomycetes; Polyporales; Fibroporiaceae
Exons: 2
Coding region: 1-798 (265 amino acids)
Biological process (GO): negative regulation of glucose mediated signaling pathway; cGMP catabolic process; cAMP catabolic process
Molecular function (GO): 3',5'-cyclic-GMP phosphodiesterase activity; 3',5'-cyclic-AMP phosphodiesterase activity
Source: RefSeq, a predicted model, not a curated record